Molecule: messenger RNA, 4039 nt
Organism: Paramuricea clavata
Lineage: Eukaryota; Metazoa; Cnidaria; Anthozoa; Malacalcyonacea; Plexauridae
Source: the annotation of a GenBank genome assembly
AUGCCAGUAGAAGUGGAAAUUAUCGAGAAACUUCGAUCGAAGAAAAAAGUCGCCAAGUCAGCCAUUACAAGGAAUGUAAAUCGCGUUAGGGAGCUAAUAAACAACAAAGAAAGCGUUUCUAAGGUACGUCAGUAUGCUAAAAAUAUUGAAGAAGCUAGAGAAAAGGCUCGGAUUGUAAUAAACGAACUUGAAAAAGCCGAUCCAUCGUCUAUUGAAGCCGAUGGCGAAUGGCUUGUCGAGGUCGAGUGUGACGUGACUGAUGCCCUAGGGGAAAUAGCUGAUUAUUUACAAGAAUCAAGCCAAACAGAGCCCCAAAACCCCUCGAUAAGUAACGAAGAACAGUCGUCUAGUGAAAAUUCUACAGUUAUAUCAGGGAACAGUCGUUCUAGUGGUCUUAAAGGGGUAAAGAUUCCAGUGUUUGAUGGAAGUCCAGAAAAAUGGCCAUAUUUUUGGGGUAUAUUCAGUUCACUCGUGGACAAUAAUAAGUCUCUUUCUGAUGCGAUAAAACUAGCACAUUUGAACAAUUCUAUCAACGAUAGAGUGAGAGAAGUUAUUGCCUGUUUGACCGGGGAACCGGGUGACUACCAGAAAGCAGUUAAGUUACUUAGUGAUAGAUAUGGGGACCCCCGUGAAGUUGUAGAUGCACAUUUGCACCGCAUUACCAAUUGGCAUAAUAUUAAGGAAAAGGAUCGCGAUGCAUUUGAGCGAUUUGCUGACGCCUUACAAGCAGCAGUAUUUGCCUUGGAUAAGCCAGAUUAUAGACAUGAGUUAAGUAGCAUGCCUCUUUGCACUCAGUUAGUUCGCAAGCUACCGCCCAGUGAGAAAGAUGAGUGGGUGCGGCAAAUAGAGCGCAAACAAGUCACUGAAAAUGUUAAGGGAUUAGCAGAGUAUGCCCAAUUGAGAGUAAAGUUAUUGCGCAAACGCGAUCGAUAUAACACACCUGCACCACCCAAAGAAGACCCAAAGUUUAACCCAAAAUUUGCACAUAAGAGAGCCUAUCUAGCAAAACACAGGCUGGGAAAUGUUCUUUAUGCGAUGGUACUGUAAAGCAUAAAGAGGGGGAUUGUCCAGUGUUUCUAGCUGCUGACCCUAACCAAAGAUGGGCACUAGUCAAGUCAAAAAAGGUGUGUUUUGGGUGCCUACAAUUAGGACAUCAGCGCCGCCAAUGCACUGUUUCAUCUAAGUGCGGAGUCAAUUCAUGCGAAAAGGGGCAUCACAAACUGCUUCAUGUCUUGCCGAAGCCGCCUACUGGCGAUGAAGCCACUGAGCCUAAGGGGGUUCACUGUGGCAAAGCACAAGUUUCAUCCUCAGGCCCUAGUAGAGUUGCCCUAAAAACUGUCAUAGUACCCUUUGUUAACGAUUCAGGGGGGGUAGUCUUGGAAACUGUUCUUUUAGAUUCUGGUAGUGAAACAACCCUCAUUAGGUCUGGAUUUGCCAAACAAUUAGGGGUUCAAGGUCAAAGGAAAAUCCACUGUUCAUACUGUUGGAGGAGUGCGGACCACCCUCAAAUCUCAGCGUGUUCGUGUACCAUUUGCACCAGCGGUCACUGAUAUUGAUGUUUAUGCAUGGACUAUGAAAAAUAUAUGCGAACCGGUGCAGUCGGUCGAUUGGACGGAGAUAAAGAAACAAUAUGAACAUUUGCGUGAUGUUCCAGUCAUGUCGGCAGGAGAAACAGCAGUGGAUGUGUUGUUAGGACUGGAUGCAGCAUCCUUGAUGGCGCCAUUGGAAGUGAGAGCGGAAAAGCAUGGUCAGCCAUGUGCAGAGUUAACCCCAUUUGGUUGGGUCAUUUCGGGUCCAGUGCCAACCACUACCAAACCAAUGUGUCCAUGUGGUAGAUGGUGAGGAAGAUGCUAAUCACCAGUGGCGAAAGUUAUGGGAGAUAGACAGUUUCGGUGUUCGUGUCGAGGCAACCACAUACACGUGUAGUGAACAGCGAGCCGUUGAUAUAAUGAAUGAAACAUGUCGUCGAGUGGAGUCGGGUUAUGAGCUGGGACUGCUAUGGAAAGCUGACAGACCGCCACUGCCUAACAAUUUCAAGUCAGCCCUUAGCCGCCUGGAGUCGGUGGAACGCCUUUUGCAGAAGGAUCCCAAGUUAGCGGACGGUUAUUGCAAAGCCAUCAAUGCUUACGUGGAGAAAGGGUUUGCACAAAAGUUGUCGCCUGAGGAAUUUGCCAUGGACGGAGAGCAAUGGCUGCUGCCACAUCACCCCGUAAUCAAUUCGCACAAACCACUGCCAAGAGUUGUUUUCGAUUCCGCUGCCAAACACGACGGUGUUUGUCUCAACGACUGCCUUGAGACGGGGCCAAGUCUUCACAAUGAUCUUCCGGGCAUUCUGUUACGAUUUCGUGAAAGGCCCAUCGCACUUGUGGGAGACGUAUCAGAUAUGUUUUGCCAUGUUCUCGUCAAGGAGGAGGACCGCAAGUAUCACCGUUACUUGUGGCGUGACAUGGAUUCAACAAGACCGCCAGACGUUUAUGAAAUGAACUGUUUGGUAUUUGGUGACAAGUCCUCACCCUGCGAAGUGAAUUUCGCAGUUAUCCGUACGACGGAAGACAACCAGGAUCAAUGGCCAGAAGCCGUAGCCACAGUCCGGCGAGACAUCUUUGUGGACGACUUCUACAGUUCCUGCAAUGAUGUGCCGCAGGCAGUAUCCUUGAGAGCUGAUGUCUCAUCCCUGAUGGCUAAGGGUGGUUUUCCUAUGCGAAAGUGGCUAUCCUCUUCACCGGAAGUGCUGGCAACGAUACCGGAAACCGAACGGAGUAUCUCGAAUGAAAACUUACAUCAAGGUGAGUUGCCAACUGGUCGAGCAUUGGGAGUUCGGUGGGAUGCACGAUCAGACACUCUAGGACUCACUUAUGCACAUGUUGAACGUCCAUCCACCCAGUCGACCAAACGCGGUAUUCUAGCCAAAUUAGCUGGCCUAUAUGAUCCACUGGGAUAGUCGAAUCCAUUUACGGUACGUGCAAAAAUCACCCUGCAACGCACAUGGUCCAGAGGACUAGAUUGGGAUGAACCCUUGCCAGCCGACAUUGCAUCUGAGUGGGUUAAGUGGGAAUCCGAGGUCGCAGCCCUAAAGGCUUUCGCAGUACCACGGUACAUUUACAGUCUGUCAUCAAAAACAUUGACGAGAGAGCUUGUGGUUUUCUGUGACGCCUCGGAAGAUGCCUGCGCAGCUGUCGCCUACAUGCGUGCAGUUCUUGUGGACUGUGAAGUCAUAUAUCACCUAGUCAUGGCGAAGACACGCCUCAUGCCAUUGAAAACGAUCUCCAUUCCCAGAGGAGAGCUGAUGGGUUGUCAGCUAGCUGUGCGUCUCGCAAAAACCAUCUGCGAACAGUUAGGGUUGAGUAUGCUUCAUGUUAGAUACUUAUCCGAUUCAACCACGGCGAUAUGGUGGAUCCACGGAGAGCUGCGAAAUUUCCAACCAUUUGUUGCGAACCGAGUAGCCGAAGUGAUUUCAGAGAGUGAUCCCGGACAAUGGCAUCACGUAAGAACGGAUUUGAAUGUUGCUGACAUUGCAACGAGGAGAGUCGCCGCCAACGACCUUAAGCCAGAAUCACGAUGGAUAGACGGCCCAGAUUUCCUAAAGUCCGAUAAGUCAGAGUGGCCCAUCGAUGAUAUUCCUGGCCCACCUUCUCCAACCGCCCAGAGGGAGAUGAAGAAGAAAGUGCUAGGAGCAAAGGUGGUUGUGACAAAGCUUCUUGAUCCAUCCAGCUAUUUCAACUGGCUGAAACUUGUUCGCGUUACAGCAUGGAUUCUGCGGUUCUGUCAUAACCUGCGUAAGAAAGAUCGGCGGAACGCGGAAGUUCUAAGUGUCGAAGAAUUGGAGGAAGCUGAGCUGUAUUGGAUCAAGUCUGCACAACAAGAUCGUUUUGGAGUUGAAGUCGAGUCAUUGUCGAAAGGUCGUCCUGCCGCGCAAGCUAGUCGAAUCGCAGAUCUUAAUCCACAGUUGGUGAAUGGAAUCUUACGUGUUGGAGGGCGUAUUGACAAAGCCGAACUGCCAUGGAAAGCAAAGCAUCCCAUCAUAUUAGAUCACGUCUGA